Zootermopsis nevadensis is the source of this 2914-nucleotide messenger RNA. RefSeq lists its product as uncharacterized. NCBI's taxonomy places the organism in Eukaryota, Metazoa, Arthropoda, Insecta, Blattodea, Termopsidae. Gene Ontology annotation, cellular component: extracellular region. Gene Ontology annotation, molecular function: chitin binding. The record is from RefSeq and is a predicted model, not a curated record.
AUAAAACCAUUACGAAGGAUUAACACGGGUAAACCGGUUGUCAUCGUGAUUUUGAACUCCGAGAUACAAUGCUUCCAAGACGUCUUUCUGAAACGUUUCUCCAAGCAACGCUGACAAUCUUCGUCGUACUGGUUCAACAUUCUAGUUCGGAAUCAAACCUCGAAAGUGGCUGCAAGGGGCCUGGGGUUUUUCCGCACCCAGCUGACUGCGCCCAAUUCCUGAUCUGCGCAGAGGAUCACGGGAAAACAUUCGUAGCCGAAACAGUUCCGUGUCCAGAGAACUACAGCUUCUCAGUGCCUGAGAAAACGUGCGUCCGCAGUGAAGAGUGUGUACCCGUGACACAUCCGCCGAGAAACAGGGUGACCCGAGCCGAUGGUCAGAGAGGAUGCAAGGCCUCGGGUCCAUACUGCGAGAGCUGCGACAGGCUAGUGGUCUGCGCCAAUCUGGGGGAGCGUGGUCUGACGGCUCUGACCAACAUAAGCUGCUCAGAAAUAGACCCGGACAUGAGCUGCAGCAAGGCCUCCUGCACGACGCAGCCAACAACUACACAGCCCUGCGAGGACUCCGAUAAAGCGGGCUCCUUCCGCUGUCUGCAACCGGGAUUUUUCCCGGACCCUGUCGACUGCAAGCGGUUCCACGUCUGUGGCAGUGACCUCAGUCACUUCUCAGGAGAAUGUGACGACAAGUUCGACGCCGACCUUGGGAUAUGCACGAGCGUCGACCCGGACAACGCGAAACCUCCAGGACCAGAGACGGAACAUCAGUGCAAGAACCUCGAAAAACCGUGCACUGAGCCGAACGUGUCACCUGUCCCCCUACCGACCUACCCCUCAUACUACGUCAUCUGCAUCCCAGUAGCCACAAAGAACCGCAAGUCGCCGUACACCUACCAGCUAUCGGUCGGAAAGUGCCCAGGGCGCCAGGUGUUCAAUUCCGAGACCAUGGCGUGCGAAUUCUCAUGCACCGGAAAGCGAGGGAGAUUCCAGGACCCCGACAACUGUCGUUCGUACAUAGAGUGCUCAGGUAACGCUGCAGUCAAGAAAGACUGCCCGGAUAACUUCGCGUUCCACCCGGACAGGAAAUUCUGUUUGCCAGAGUCGAUGGUGCAGGGGUGCCAGAGGACGAGGGCCGCAGUAGACGCCGACGCCACCACGACGCCAGCUACACCCACCACGACGCCGACUAUUCCAAACGAAGGGUUUCGGUGCCAAGCCAGCGGUGCGUUCCCCGAUAAAUCCGACUGUCACAAAUUUAUAACUUGUUCGCGUGUCUCCAGAGGUGGCAGGGUUUAUUUCCAUAUGCGCAGGAGGCAAUGCCCCUUCCUCACGUUUUUCAAUCCGAAUGGGUACUGUCAGUUAGGCUUCUGCUGGAACUAGUCACAGCAAUUCCCGGAAUCAGCCCAGCGUGAACACACACACACACACAAGCUUUGUAUGGACAGAGAAAAGGAAGUAGUCGACUUUCUCAUGCUGAGUUUCGAGUUCGAUAACCGGAAAUGGUAACUCAGCGUGUGGGCCCAUUUACAUUUCUAUUGAAGUCCAUUAUAUUAUACAAACAGUCCCCCAUAAAAAUUAUACACAUUAUAUUACAGAAUAUUAACAUUGUGGGGUUUUUUUUUCAUUUUUUUUUUUUGGGGGGGGGACAUCCCGUAAAUUGCUAUUGUGAUAUUGUCACCACACAUUAAUAUGUAGUACCUGGCAUCUACUUUGCCCACCUCUGAUCUACUGUAAACUGUAGACUUCAGUGUACGAACCGUGAAAUUUUCGUCGCAUUUAAAACUCAGUUCCCUUCAUUGCAAUCAUGAACACAAAUACAAGCUAUAAAUACUGACGACCUAAUACAUGUGAAUUAAAUGUUGUUUUUUCAAAACACACAUUCAUGCAGAAUGUAUAAUCUGCCCACAAUAUUUAUUUUCGUAAAUUGACGUCUGGCAAUUUAUAAUUAAUUCUGUUUUUUGCAAGCCCGAUUGAUAUGGGCAGUGCAAACAUCGCUUAUUCAGCGAUGUAUUUAAACCAAUAAUUACCGUAUGAAGUUAAAAGCAAUAACAAAUAUCCCACCAACGAAAAUAUUUGCAGUUGGGUUACUAUAAACGAGACUGUAAAGUUUAAUCAGAGUUGAGUUAGUCUGCAAACUUCCUUACUGUUCUUUGCACACGGUACAACAUUGGUCUUGAUGUUUAUUUACCACCAACAACAAUCUUCUGUUGAAACCGGAAAUUAAUAGUAUACAGUCCCUACUACAAUGUGCAAGUCUAUAACCACAAAUUUUAAUGUUAAGAAAAUAAAUCAUCAGUACAUAUAUAGCAGCCCAUAACACAAGAUUCUGCUUAGAGCCAACAUACAUGUACACCACACUGCGAAGUACCCAAUAGAAUUUACACAUUACAGAACUAUCUUGAAUGUCAAGCAUUCAAUUAUUCGCUAUGACGCAUUUCUUUAUAAAUCUGAUAAAGGCUGAAUUUUAAUCAAUGAUUUAUUGCCGGUUUGGUUUUAAUAAGAAGUCGCCCACGAGACGUAUUUUCUAGGACAACGCCACCGUCACAUUUGAUUACACAUGAAACGUUCACAAUACGUAAUAAAAAUGGUUACCAUUUCAAACAAUAUCCUAUUCCCUUUGUUCGUAAACACAACGGCCAACUUAAGAUAUUCAAAGGCAAAUAUUGCUUAACUAUAAACAAAAAAUAAAGUAAAACACUUCCAUACCUUCGUACAAUGCAGAAAUGAAGAAUUCGCUGGGCAACCUCGGAAACCGGCGUCAUGCUGACUUAAUGGCGCACCAACAUUAAUCGGCAAAUAAGUUCGUCAGUAAAACAGUUACAAUACAAAUAUAGCCACCUUUUCCCAGUCCGCACUCACUCACAAUGUUAUAUGUAUUCGGUUCCGAAUAAAUAACUCAAAACUUUUCAAAUCGCAAA